AACCUCCAAAACUUACCCAAUUGAGAAACUUUCCGCCAGAACGUUCCAAACACAAGGGACAAUUUCAGAACAAGAAAUGGCUUCCAGAGGUCUUGAGACGAGUUUAAUCCUGGUUCUUGUGGCAGUGCUAUUUGGCGGAGCCGCCGCUCAAUCAGGCUGCACCACUACACUCAUCAGCUUGGCUCCAUGCCUAAACUACAUUACCGGAAACUCAUCUUCUCCAUCCUCUUCGUGCUGCUCACAACUGGCCAGCGUCGUUCAAUCAUCCCCACAAUGCCUCUGCUCCGUCCUCAACGGUGGUGCCUCAUCAUUCGGUAUCACCAUAAACCAGACCCUUGCUCUGGCACUCCCCGGUGCUUGCAAUGUUCAAACUCCACCAGUUAGCCGAUGCAACGGUACUGCAACACCUACAGCUCCAGCAACUUCACCGGCAGCUUCUCCGGCCGAUGAAACUCCAGUUGGUGCUGCUACACCGUCAGCAUCAAAGACUCCUUCAGAUGCAGGAAGCACAGGGUCUAAAACAGUGCCAUCAACAACAGCAGAAUCAUCUGAUGGAAGCAUAGCAAGAGCCCCUGUUCAUCUGGUUCUCUCCCUUGUCUUCAUCGCGGUGUGUGCUUCGACUUUCACCAAAUUCUGAGACAGAGUCUUCCGCAGAGACAUUCCCCCUGUUAUGUUUUGAUGAUUCUUCUAACCCUGAUUUAGUGAUUGCUUAAUUUAUAGUGAUUCUGUUUCUCUCUCUGGGAAUGUGCUUGUCUUGUAUUCUAUGUGUGUCUAUCGCUUCUUUGAUUGAGUUGUUAAUAAAAGAAUAAAGGACUCUUGUCAUG
Messenger RNA from Rubroshorea leprosula, 824 nucleotides. The record is from the annotation of a GenBank genome assembly. Lineage: Eukaryota; Viridiplantae; Streptophyta; Magnoliopsida; Malvales; Dipterocarpaceae.